Molecule: messenger RNA, 439 nt
Organism: Scutellospora calospora
Lineage: Eukaryota; Fungi; Glomeromycota; Glomeromycetes; Diversisporales; Gigasporaceae
Source: the annotation of a GenBank genome assembly
CAAAAAGCUGAUGAAAAUUCCUCACAAGAAAUUGAAGCUGAAACAAGUGAAGAGGAAAUGCAGUCCGGUGCUUACGACCCGGAAACUGGUGAAAUAAAUUGGGAUUGUCCAUGCCUAGGAGGUAUGGCUAAGGGCCCUUGCGGAGAAGAAUUUAAAGCUGCGUUUUCAUGCUUCAUAUAUUCGAAAGCCGAACAGAAAGGUGCCGAUUGUUUAGAUGCUUUCAGAGAAAUGAAUGAAUGCUUCAAAAAAUAUCCUGAUGUAUACAAAGAUGCUAGUGGAUUAUGUUACGAGCCUCAUGUUAAUUCGUUAGUAGAAAUAAAAUCUUAUUUAAGAUCACAAAGAUAUAUUCAAGUAGGAAACGGGAUCCAGGGCAGCGCCAACAGAGUACAAAUGAAAUCACAAAAGACGUUAUUAAUAAAAAAACUUUUUUUAGUAAAAA